AUAACAGGGGAUAGGGGUUUAGGAGAAUGGGAGUUUACGUGAUGAUGAUGAUGAUGAUGAUGAUGGUGACUAUGUAUAAAUUUGGUUUCUUAUAUGGGUUUUGAUUAUUUUGUAUUUUUCUUUUGGGAUGUUUUAUUCUACUUUUUUUGUAUUUGGUUUUUGUAUGCUUUUUGUGGGGCAUUUCUCCUUUGGCUUUGGUAUUAUACUUUUCACUUUUUUUCCCCCUGCCCUAAUGAAACUGAAGCCAUAUACACCCAUAUCGAAAGGGGGGGGGGGAAGACGAUCUAAUAUCAUACCACGAAGAAUACUCGAGUAGCAGUUGUGAUGCUUUGUCAUGGGAUGCCGGUACCGGUAUUUGUUGCUCGCAGAAUCGGUAUUUCAAAUCGCAGUCACCAAGACAGCCAUCCACCCGUACUCGAGUAUAGUAGGAGUAAAGCACGAUUGUACCGGUAGAUGACGCUCCAUGCGGUACCAUAAUCUGGGCCACGGGGCUAAAGGCAUGGAAGAGACGGUGAAUGCAUCUGUUAGGCACACAAUGGACAGGUCAAUUCGUGCGGAGCCAUGAGCCUCUCUUCAGCACUGACACCUGCUAAUGUAUCAUAGGGCAAUUCGGGAAGGGUUGCUUGCGGGCCCCGAUAAUGACAAUAAUAAUAUCAUUGCUGCCUGUACUGUACAGUACUAUAGUUGUCAUAAUAUUGUAGUAUUAUUAUAUCGCUGUCGCCAUCACGGUGCUCGAGUACUGUACUCGUACCGGGUCUGAGCGGGGAGCUACGAUACCGCCCUCAACCAUUUCAGAUUGAAGAAUUAUAUAAUGGAAUCGUGAUGAAUGACACACGGUACGGUGCUCGUACUAUCCAAUGAACCGUUUUUCUGUUUUUUUUUGUUUUCCGUGAGCUUCGUGACAAUCCGCAUACCGUACUCGAGUAUCACACCACGGAGCAUGCUUUGUCACCCGCAUUACCUAUAGCAGAACGGUUGUUUGCUUCGCCAUGCUCGACCUUCGGGGUUGCCAUCUUCGCCUCCCUCACUCCCACAAAACCGCUCACCAGCCAGUCAACCAGCCGACCGACGCCUUUUUCCCUCUCACGCCCCUCUUCCUGUUCCCUCUGAUUGAGCAAACGGAAGGAGAGUGUGUGAGAGUGAGAGUGAGAGUGAGAGUGAGAGAGAGUGUGUGAGAGCGAGAGAAAGGGAGGGAGAGCGUGCAUCAAGUCAACCCACAGGGUCCACACUCGACUUGCAGGCCAACGCCGCUUGCCGCUACCUUACCACUCUUACCUAUCCGCCUUCCUUACCCUACCCUAUCCACCUACCUGCCUGCCUGCCCAUACGACAUCAUACCUUUAGUUGCUUGCUCACUCGCUUUACCUCCCCACACCAGCACCUUCACCACUACGACCACCACCACCACCACCACCACCAACAACACGCGAAAACCCAAUCCCACCGAGACGGGAAAAAGGGAGGCAGAGACCGUAAAAAAAAAAAAAAUAAAGAGAGAGAGAGAAAGGGGGGGAAAGGGGAGUACUAAUAGUGGCCAGAUAAACCACUGCAACCUAAACAACAACAGCGAUCCCGGUCCCACCUCCGAUGACCAAGAGGGACUCUCCGGGGCCCUCAAGCUCCGAGCCGCCGCGGAAACGUCCACUGAACAUCGACGCGAAUGGCAAACCCAGGUUUCGUGGAUGCGACAGCAUCAAGGCUUACGAGAUACUGGAGAAGCUUGGUGAGGGAACUUUUGGGUAUGUUUGCUUGCUAUUACUUGGAGAGGAAAGGGCGGGGGUGAAGGAUGGUCGGAUUGGGCUGGAAGGGAGAGAGGUAGUUUAGCGAUAAUAAUGAUGGGGCCUUCUUCUAGGGAAGUUCAUAAGGCUCGACAUAGAUCUACCCACGCUCUAGUUGCUUUGAAGAAGAUUUUGAUGCAUAAUGCAAAGGAGGAUGGGGUGAGUCUCUCUUUCUUCGUCUCGCUCCUUUCAAUAUUUUGUGCUCCAGCGGGCUCUCACGCCCGCCCGCCCGCCCGCUCGCUCAUGUGUUGUCAUUAAGCGGGGUGAUUCGCUAUGUGUUUUUUAUGCGGGUUUUCUUUCUUCUUUCUUUUCUUUUUUUCUCCUCUUUCGCGGGGGCCUAUCGGUUGCUAAUGAGGUGUUUUCACUCUUUCUCACGAAAAUAUAGUUCCCGAUUACCUCACUGCGCGAGAUCAAGAUUCUCAAGGCGCUUUCGCACAAGAAUAUUAUACGAUUAAUGGAGAUGGCGGUCGAACGUAAAAGUACGGGAUUCAUCCAUUCACUCAUGCGAAAACAUUCUUCUCCUCCUCCUCCUCCUCCGCUAAUCGCUACCGAUUGCAAUGGCUGACGUAUCGAUCCUUUUCCCUUUUGCGCUGUUGUUUUUGCAGAGGAGCGCGGACCGGCUACCAGAGGGACUCUUUACAUGGUUUUUCCCUACAUGCAUCAUGACUUGGCUGGCUUGCUGGAGAAUCCGGAUGUCAAAUUCAGUGAGCCGCAGAUUAAGUGCUAUAUGAUUCAAUUGUUGGAGGGGACAAGAUACCUUCAUCAGGUAUUUAUUUGGAAUUUUUUCGCUCCAUCUCCGAUGGUCCCAAGAUGGGCGUUGAGGGAUCUAGGCUGACUCUUGGAAUGGUUAGAAUAACAUCUUACAUCGCGAUAUGAAAGGUUAGUUUGAAAUGGAUGGAUCAGAUCUUAUUUUUUUUUCUUUUUCUCGCGGCUGUUCCUCCCGCGGGCCCAAGUUCUAACUCGGUUUUCGAACAACAGCGGCAAACUUGCUUAUCGACAACAGAGGGAUAUUGCAAAUUGCCGAUUUCGGCUUAGCAAGGAAAUUUGAGGAACCGGUCCCUGUGCCUGGCGGUGGCGGCGGUGUCGCCGAUAGAGAUUAUACUAACUGUGUUGUUACUCGUUGGUAUCGGCCACCGGAGUUGCUCCUGGGCGAGCGAAAGUACACUUCGGCGAUCGAUUUGUGGGGUGUUGGGUAUGAUCUUCGUCCCCCUCCCCCCCCCCAAAUUGGCUCAUUCCGAAGUGCCUAACGGUCGAGCCCCUUAGAUGCGUUUUUGCGGAGAUGUAUAGAGGCAGACCGAUACUCCAGGGGAAUACCGACAUCGAUCAGGUGAUUAAGAUUUUCCAGCUCUGCGGGUCGCCUACACAGAAGAACAUGCCCGGUUUCGAUAGGUUGCCUGGUUGUGAGGGGGUGAAGUCGUUUGGUCCGUUUCAGCGAACGUUGGAGGCGCAUUACAGUUCGUAAGGGUACCUAGGCCAGCCCUACUAGUGGUUGGGGCUAAUUGUAUGGCAGAAUGGGUAGCGCGGGUGUAUCGUUGUUGUCACAGCUUCUAAAGCUUGAUCCUCAGAGGCGGAUUAAUGCGAUGGAUGCGCUUAAACAUGAGUACUUUACCGCGGACCCCCUCCCGGCGAAUCCUAGCGAUCUGCCAUCCUUCGAAGAUAGUCACGAGCUUGAUAGGAAAAAGUUUCGUCACCAGAAGGCGCAUCUCCCACCCGCACCCGCAGGUGGCACAGUUGGCAUUGGUCAGGAUGGGGCCGGGGGGUGGAGUGGGAGGGCAGGGGAGUUACCAUGGGCAAACGGCACCGGGGCAGGACCAAGUCGGGGGGGUCGCCCAAACAACGAUCCAUGGGCAAACGGUGGAGGUCAGCGUUACGGGCGCCAGCACGAUAACAGGAUGCUGCCCCAUGACAGCCGGGUCCCGCCAGGGCACCGACCGGGUCCAGAUCAUCGACAAUGGAGUCGUCCCGGGGGAUUGGACCAUCGCGAGUUGGGAUUACCGCCCCGACCACCCCAGGCCGGGCACAUGGACAGGGAGCCUAGGGGUCCCCCUCCCAGGGCCAAUCGGGGUAACGGAGGCGGCAAUGUCGAUACAUAUAUACCAUCCUACGGAACCGGAGGUCCAGAUGACCGUCGUGGUACCAACAGGAGUAGAGAUUGGGACCGGGACAGAGGCGAUAGGGACCGGGGCGACAGAGGCGAUAGAGGUGAUCGCAGGGAUAGGGGACACGAUCGAGGUUACAAUGGGGGCGGGGGUGGAGGGCCUGGCGGUGGGGGUGGAGGUGGCAUCCAGCGACGAAGUUCCAGUCGGGACCGUCACCGGGAGGAACCUGCCAGCAAUAUCUAUCGCCGAUAG
Tuber aestivum (summer truffle) is the source of this 4129-nucleotide messenger RNA. The record is from the annotation of a GenBank genome assembly. NCBI's taxonomy places the organism in Eukaryota, Fungi, Ascomycota, Pezizomycetes, Pezizales, Tuberaceae.